This is a messenger RNA of Histoplasma mississippiense, 1308 nucleotides long. RefSeq lists its product with no specific name. Gene Ontology annotation, molecular function: ATP binding; protein kinase activity. Gene Ontology annotation, biological process: regulation of mRNA processing; protein phosphorylation; spliceosomal complex assembly. The transcript is spliced from 8 exons. NCBI's taxonomy places the organism in Eukaryota, Fungi, Ascomycota, Eurotiomycetes, Onygenales, Ajellomycetaceae. The record is from RefSeq and is a predicted model, not a curated record. Bases 1 to 1308 code for a protein of 435 amino acids.
AUGCGGCGUUUCGAAAGAAUCCACGACGUCGUUGAGCCUGUUGAGGAGUAUCGGCAGGGAGGCUAUCAUCCAGUACACCUUCACGACGUAUUCAAUCAGAGGUACGAGGUUAUCGGAAAGUUGGCGUUUGGUCAAUUUUCGACAGUAUGGCUUACACAUGAUCAAUUGCUCCAGCGUCAUGUCGCAUUGAAGAUACUGAAAGCAGAUGCUUCCAGAAACAAUAAAGAGCUUGCUAUGCUCCUUAAAUUGUCUGCUCCGGGCCUAGAUCAUCCUGGCAAAGCGCAUGUUAUCGAACUGCUGGAUUAUUUUGAGCACGAUGGUCCAAAUGGGACACACUUGUGUCUGGUGCUCCCUGCAAUGAUAUCCGACGGCGAAAUUACGAGCGUCAGCGGAAGGCCGCACCACGCAGCCUACGUACGAGCUAUUUCCAAACAAGUCUUGUUGGGUCUCGACUUCCUUCAUCGGCUAGGCAUAAUUCAUUGCGAUCUGCAACCCGCAAAUGUUAUGUUUUCAAUUGUUGGGGCUGCGCACGGCGAGGCAUUUUUGCAGCCUCCCGAGUUCAGCCCUGUUAGGUGGCUAGAAGGAGUGAAGGUAGAUGACAGCGCGCCGGAAUAUUUGAUGGCUACACAGAGACGUCGGGGCGAACUGGAUGACGCAGACUUCACCACGAUCUUGGUUAAGAUUGGUGAUCUGGGUGGAGCUCUAUGGAGUCGACAACGUGAUCAGCGGCCGGUAACACCGACAGCCUUGCGUGCACCUGAGCUAAUCCACCGAAAUACUUGGGAUGCCAGCAUAGAUAUCUGGGCCUUGGGUUGUUUGAUAUUUGAAUUGGCGACAAACGAGCCAUUAUUUCCCUUAGGGUCUUUUGGCCUCACAGCUGAACAGAUCGACAAAGAGCACACAUACCGUAUUAGCCAGCUCCUUGAUGAGAACGGUCAGAUGCAUGAGAACUUUACAAAACACCUGACGGACAGGUUGCCAUAUGACUUCGGAACUACUAUGGUAGCAAGGCAACAAGGCAAACAAGCAGAACAAGUAAUCAGGGACUGGCAUGGGAAGAUAGAGCAGGUGCAGUGUGGUACCAUCCGGGAAAAACCCCGAAAAAGGGACUAUUUCCUCGAGCAACCUAGUGCCUGUUCGCUGGGCAAAGUACUUGCGUCAGAAGCUGGCGUGACACAUAUAGAUAAACUGGGCGUCUGGAGAAACGCGCAAGGGCGCGAGAUAUGCGCAAACGACGGCGGUGUGAAGACUACUGCGUAUAGUUUUGACACCGCCAUCAAUUACAAGAAGGGCCACGAUGCGCCAUGA